This is a messenger RNA of Uranotaenia lowii, 2433 nucleotides long. It is a transcript of the gene ida, whose product is annotated as anaphase-promoting complex subunit 5. Lineage: Eukaryota; Metazoa; Arthropoda; Insecta; Diptera; Culicidae. Gene Ontology annotation, cellular component: anaphase-promoting complex. Bases 149 to 2371 code for a protein of 740 amino acids. The transcript has 3 exons. Gene Ontology annotation, biological process: positive regulation of mitotic metaphase/anaphase transition; anaphase-promoting complex-dependent catabolic process; protein K11-linked ubiquitination. The record is from RefSeq and is a predicted model, not a curated record.
GCAAGAAACUGUCAAAACAAGAAUUUCAAAUUCACUUUUCGCGGCUUGCCCGGCUGGUCGAUUUGCGGCUUUCGUCAGUGCAUUAUUUUAAUUUAUCUUGUUCCGUUUGAUUCCGUUAAUGAAAAAAUCGCUUCAGUUGUAACGCACAAUGAGUGCCAACAAGAAGGAACCGGAAUCGGUGGGCUUCUGGCUGCCCAACCAGGUUGGCACCAAAGCCGAUGUGUUGACGCCGCACAAGCUGGCGGUGGUGUUUCUGAUCCAAGAGUAUCUGACGUUGAAAAAGAACGCCGAAGACAAUCCGGGGCUGGACUUUACCGCACGGGAUAGGCGAAAGUUUUGCCUGCUGCUGCUGAAACUGAUCCAGUAUCCGGACAUGGCGUACAAGGAUUUGCACGGUUUGCUGACGUCGCCAGUAUACGGCAUUCACCAGGCCCACAUGGACGAAUUCGAGCGGCUUAUGAAGAUGCUUAAGACGGUGGGCGUUGAGGUCCUAUUCGAUUUAUACAACGUAAUCGAUAAACUCAUAACCGACAACGCCAGCAGCUAUCAGAUCGGUAUUGUAGGAUUGUACUUUCGGCGUGUCUAUGUAACGCUGGACAAAAUGAGCUUUCCCGAAUUUAUGGCUCUGUAUCGUAAUUCAGUAGCGUACUAUGAAAAAGGGGCUCGCGCUGUUCAGAUUUCCAAUAACAGCUUUGCGAAUAGCGAGAGCUUUAUGAAGUUGGACGCUCAGGCUACCGGAAAGGAUAAGAAUUCCUCCGGCAAAUGGUCUACGAAACAGGCGGAGCUGUUUGUUGCACAGCAGAGUACGUUGCUACAAAAUAAUGAGAUAACGGCACUGAGCCCGAAGGAAAUGCAGGUCAAGUUGAAUGAGAUUGUUCACGACCAUCCGCUGUAUUCACAAGCUUAUUUUCUCAGUUAUUUAAACAGUGUGAGAGUGAGGGACUUUUUUAAUGCUGUCGAUGCCCUACAUCGAUCGUUCGAUAGAAGUUCAUUGAAUUCGAUGAACUACUUGGCCCAGGACAGUAAGGAGUACCAGUACUCAGCGUUGAAUUUAGCGAUUCUACAUGCCCAGUUUAAUCAUACGGAGGAAGCAUUGGCGAGUAUUAAGGAGUGUAUAAUGUUGGCGCAAGAAAACAGCGACAAAAUCUGCCUGCAAUUGGCUCACUCGUGGUUAUGCAUGCUGGAUUCAAGUAAACCACAAUUCUCAGAACGAAAUAUUGCGAACAAAGAAUUGAUAGCUUUGGUGCAUUCAAUAUCGUUGGGUAUUCAGUCGCUGGUCAAAUCAUCUGCCUUGACUGGCUAUACUCCGGCUAAACUGUUUGAGGUGUUGAUCAAAAGUGACAUACUGAAUUGUCAAACAUCGAUGAUGGAUUUGAUAGCCAAUGGAAUCGCCGAAAGAGCAGCACUUUGGGCAAUGUACGGAAAGAAUGAAAUUUCAUCGUUAUUCUCUCAACUAUUGUUGAGCUCGGAUUUAAAAUCACUUGGGAAAACGUACAAUGGCGAAGGAAUUUGUCAAGCACUUUGCUCUCUGAUUGUUUGGCUUGCAAUGCAAGGUGAAUUCAACCUGGCGUUGGUUGUUUUGAAACACACUCGAACAAGAUUUUCUCGUUACCCAUCUUCGAAAAGCUGGAUGAUUGCAGAUUACUACAUUACUUCAAUGCAGUGCAUCUACCGAUGUGAAUGGACCGAUGCCAGCAAUGCUUGUUAUCAACUACACCCUCUGGACGAACAUUUGUCCUUGCUUCAACGAGCUCGAUUGGCUUUGGCUAGAAUGAAUUUGAAAUCGGCGGAUCAGCUAGUUCGGCAAUUGCUCGAUGAUGAGUCCACGGAACCGCUUACUCUCGUCAGGGCUCUCCUUUUAUCAGCUCACACCCUCAGCCUUACUCCCGAUAACACCAAAAUGGAAGUGAUCAAUGUCUUAAACGAUGCCCUAGCCAUUGCCACCAAAAACUACCUUGACUACGAGAAAGCGCUGAUCGACCUGCACUUUGCUCACGUACUUCUUACCAUGAAACUUCACCAUCAGGCUCACAAGUCCAUAAAGGGCUGCCUCGAAAACAUCCUAGCCAACGGUGGAAUCUACGAUAAGGCGAAAGUGCUUUUCCUUUUCGUUAAAUGUACCUUAGCAGUCGAGCAGCAACCGGCAGGAAAGUUGCUCAAAAUGGAAAAAUGUCUACCAAUGCUGGAGCAAGCCAUCGAGUACUUCCACAAGCUGGAAUGCUACGUCAAAAUGAAGGAUGUCUACAUUUUCAUAGCCACGUUUUACCACCAGAUGGAAAAGCGCGAAGAACGGAACAAGUAUGCCUACAAGUUCCGCCAGCUCGAGGAACAGUAUCCCACGGCUAGUGAAUAUUUAAACCUUUUCUACUAGCCAGUAAUAAUAAACUGAAGAAUAACGUGAAACAAUGCCCGGUGAAUCCUUCGAAAUCCUUU